Molecule: messenger RNA, 453 nt
Organism: Sinocyclocheilus grahami
Lineage: Eukaryota; Metazoa; Chordata; Actinopteri; Cypriniformes; Cyprinidae
Product: intraflagellar transport protein 88 homolog
Exons: 6
Coding region: 211-453 (80 amino acids)
Biological process (GO): inner ear receptor cell stereocilium organization; kidney development; intraciliary transport
Cellular component (GO): centriole; ciliary basal body; non-motile cilium
Molecular function (GO): kinesin binding
Source: RefSeq, a predicted model, not a curated record
UAACCAAUAGCGAAACAGAGUUAAGUCGCCAGUGUGUAGCCUAUGGCAAUCCGUCUCUGUAUCCUAGCAACGACCGAUGUGUUGCUCAACAGCGUAGUUAGCGAGCUCUAGCUGCUGUUGGGCUACAUACAUGGGUUUUCGGGAUAUUUCUAUUUAAUACGGCUAUUAAUUUGCACUUUUUUUCAGAAAGCAAACUGAACUGCUAACCAGAUGGACAACGUGCAUCUUGUCCCAGAGGAAGAGGAGGAUGAUUUGUAUACUGGCUACAAUGAUUACAAUCCGACUUUUGACGGAGAGGACCUUCACAAUGAUGAGGGCUUUCAGCAGGCAGUCAGGACUAGUCAUGGCAGAAGACCACCAAUGACCGCAAAAUAUCCUGGCACUGCCAUUGGAGGGCGACCGAUUGGAACAGCUUAUGGGUCUCGGAUGCCUGUUGGCACUUCGAGACGCUAA